AACAGUGCAAAAUGAUUAUAUGGAUCAAGAACUGUCUGAUAGCAAAAGUGGAACAAAAGCUGAUGAAAUUUGUCAAGAAUUACCAGACAAAACAACCAUUCCACUCAUCCAGCAUGAGUCUGCAGUUGCUGUGAGUAAUAAUUGUUGUAAGAGGAAGAAUUCUUGUGGAAAAAUGGAUAAAGUAGAGAAUAAAAUAAAAUUCCCAGAAAGUAGAGAAGUAACUCUUGAAGAAAGAGAAGAAGGAAAAGAUGAGAAGAUAAAAAAGGAAGAGGAAGUAGAUUCAAGAACUUGGCCAACAUCUGGGGAAAUUCUCAAGAAUUCCAGAAUCAAAAGUAAGAGUGUGACUGAUGUAUCAUGUCAUUUAACUCCUGUCAAAUCAAAACACAAAUCUCUUGUGGAACUCAACAAACUCCAGACUGACCAAGGAUCUUCUGAAAAUCUCUCCACUUUCUCUUCCGUUACGGAACUGAAUGAUAAACUUGUUCAGGAAUCUGAAAAGAGGAGAAAAGCCACUGAACUUGUGGAAGAGUUACAGAAUCAGUACAGUGACCUUCUCACACGAUAUGCCGAUGCUGCUAAUACAAUCGACGAGAUGCGUUUAGGCGCCAGUUCUGUCCCAUUAUUGUCAUCUCGGAACGGAUCACAAACUUUUACAAACAACAUAAAUUUCUGUCGCCCCCUGGUCACAUCAACACCCCUACAUUCUGCCCUCUUGGCAAAUCAAGACAGCCGAAACGAAGGGUGUAUGAAGUCUGGUUUCCAUGGAAAUAGUGAAUCGAAGAAAUUUCAACAAGGAGGGAACCAUGACCUCGAAUCCCCAAAAUAUGUAUCAAAGGCAGAAAGUAUUAAAAUAACACUGCUGAAGGAAGCAAGCAAUCUUGAGAAAAUGAUAAAUUCUCUGGAGACCUUGCUGGAGCAAAACCAACUGACUCACAAAGAACAGAAGAAAUUCUUUGAAAAAGUUUGCACAGAGCAGAACAAACAGCGCCGGCAAUACCUUCGCAUUAAAGAAGAAUUCGUAAUUAAAGGUGCAGCCAACGGCAACGCAUUUGAUGAAGACAAAGAACUGGAAGGGUGCCUCUUUGAUCUCCAGAUGAGAUUUGAUGAACUUGAGGAGAAAUAUCAGAACGUACAGGACAAUUUGAAAGAGCCAUUCCAGUCAGGUGACUGUUGUAGUCCAGUCGAUAGUUUAGAUGGGACGAAAGAAAGUGAAAAUGUCCCAGAAGAUGGAAUAAUGAAUGACAGUUAUGAAGCAAGGAAAGAGAAGUUUCUGGUUCAAUACAAUGUAUUGAUGGAUAAAUAUUGGCAGCUGAAGUUGAGCGGAACUCUUGAUGAUGGGGACCAAGAAAUGAAGGAAAUCACAGAGAAAUUACGACAAAUAAAGAAAGAACUUUGUCAAAAUGAAGAACAUCAACAUCAACAACACCAAAGAGAGUGUAACAUACAUAAAGCAGGAAUGGAUUCCGACAUAUUGGCUGAAAUGGUCAUAGCAAAGAAAAUCACUGUUGAAGGAGAAACCCAGGAAAAUUUGGUCCUCAAAAACGAAUCAAACAGAAACUUCCGUGUGAGUCGAUGCCUUCCAGAAGUUCCUGAAAACAAAACUGGAACAAGAAAUAAAAAGUGUGACGAAGUUAGCAGCACAACCAGUGUCCCAGACAGUGGAAUCUCCGAUGUCUGGAACUUGUCACUUCCAUCAAAGCAUUCCAGGCAAUCCAUGUCUGGCCUUCUGCCAUUAACCAAAUUCACUGAUACGAAUAAAGAACAUCCAAUCAGUAAUCCUGAAGUUGUUUCCAAACAGACAGAUGCAAUGUCGUUAAACAGAACUGGUCAAGCCACACCAAUGGACACAACAUCUCGGGCAAGAAGCAACCAAACUGUUCCAAUGGCGGUUGAACCUGCAGCAAGAACUGACCAUAGUACCACAUCUACAGACAAAGGAACUUUAGUAAGAAAUGAUCCCUGUACUAUGUCAACAAACCAAGAAUUGAUGUCAAGAGUUAAUCAGCAGCAACAUGUUCAAAGUUCUUUGGUUUUACCAAAAAGAUCCCAACACCAUUUGACGAGUGAUGCUGGGGUUCAAUCUCAACACAGUUUUGUUACAAAACAGAAAGCGAAAGAGAAACAGACAAAUGAAGAAGAAAACGAAGAGGAAGAAGGUUCCAAAUUGUGGCAACCCAAAAUGGCAAAAUCAACCACAGCAUCAAAGAUGGUCAGCACCAGUGAACUUCUUUCAGAAAGCAGCAGUUCUAUAGAAUCAACAGAGGAUGGUGCCACUCAAACGAGUGACCCUCACAGCUCUGGCAGAAGAUCCAGAAUAACAUCACAGCCUUCCUCAAAAUUCCGGAGAAAUUCUGAUGUGGUUUUUUGCAAGAAGACCAGAAAUGCCUCAAAGAAGUUCUCCAUUGAAAGUGCACAGGAUGGAACCAAAUCUGUUGUGGGUUCACCGAAAAGAUCAACCUCGAUGUCCCGCUCGACGACUCAAGAUACUGAAAAGAAAGAUCCCAUUCCAACAUUCAUUAAAACAUCUCCUAAUCGGAAAAAGCUUCAGGCUUUGCAACAAGAAAUAGAAUUCCUGAAAGAAACAUUUAAUCGCAGAAUCAGCCAGCGUAAUCCAAAAUUCGAGAAAGCUGAGAUAAAUGACUCCAGUGCAGAAAAUUGGCAGCCAUUAAUAACACAACAUCAAUUUUCUUCGACAACAUCUGCUGAUAAUCCCCAAAAUCCAUACAUUCCAACACAGAUAAACAAAUCUGCCAAAUAUCCUCCCAGACAUCCAGUCUUCAACAGCAAUGCUUCCUCGAAUCCCCAAACUACGACAUUCUUCACAGAUGCUCCAACAUUAAAUUUAGCCAAAUACGAUAUUGAGAGGAACUCACAGAUGUCUAGAAGCCCAGAUCAUUGUGGCACCACUGGUGUUUAUCAAAUUAAACCCCAGCAACCCAAAAGUAUGAUCAGGACAAUGAUGACUCCAGCCCCUAAUUUGGUAAACACCCCUUAUUACACACCAAAUGGAGUUUAUCAUGGUAUAUAUAAAGAACAUCAACCUUCUCCAAGAGUUCAAGCAAUAUCAUGCAAUAAAUCUUCACAAUUCCAGCAAAGAAUAGACCAUUACAAUGAUGGAACACAGCCCCUAACGAAUCACAGAAGCUCCUCAAGGGUUCCAGCUCCUAUGAUGGACAGCUUUAAAGAAAAUAUACAAUAUGGUCCUGGUCGCCUGGAACCAGCAAGUUAAAACUAAAUACAGUGCUGCACAGAGGUCUGGUAGUGAAAUGAGUAACUUUAUUACCAAACCAUAUUCUGGUUCCACUGUAGAAGACAAAUAUGGCUACGGUACUGCACCCCUCAUGCAAAGUAACAGAAACAAUGCAUUUUAUGCAUCACAAGAUGAACCAGAUAAUAUGGGUACCAUGUAUUCUUUGGAUGAGUGUUGUUGUAAAGUUACCAAAUGCAUCCACCAUGGUCAUGUGUGUUCGGCAGCACCAAUAUAUCGGAAAGCCGACACAAAUUCGCAGAUAUUAUGGGGAGGAGCUACAGAUCCCAGGAAUUGUGAGGU
This is a messenger RNA of Octopus sinensis (East Asian common octopus), 3550 nucleotides long. RefSeq lists its product as uncharacterized. The transcript is spliced from 12 exons. NCBI's taxonomy places the organism in Eukaryota, Metazoa, Mollusca, Cephalopoda, Octopoda, Octopodidae. Bases 20 to 3229 code for a protein of 1069 amino acids. The record is from RefSeq and is a predicted model, not a curated record.